Messenger RNA from Vespula vulgaris, 1539 nucleotides. RefSeq names its product 28S ribosomal protein S31, mitochondrial (gene mRpS31). Lineage: Eukaryota; Metazoa; Arthropoda; Insecta; Hymenoptera; Vespidae. Bases 169 to 1314 code for a protein of 381 amino acids. The transcript has 7 exons. The record is from RefSeq and is a predicted model, not a curated record. Gene Ontology annotation, molecular function: structural constituent of ribosome. Gene Ontology annotation, cellular component: mitochondrial small ribosomal subunit.
CAAUCUGCGCAAGCGUAUUAGAACCAUAUGAUGAACUAAUAAUUUGUAUCAUAUAUUGGAUAUUAACAGUGAUAUAGAAUUUGUAAACUUAAAUUUGCACUUAAAAAAAAUUAAGAAAUAAACGUUAUUUUAUUUUGUGCUUGUCCAAUAUUAUAAAAUCGUUGCAAUAUGUUGAUUACAAGUGUAAUUUCAAAAGGGAUUAAGUUUCGAAUUCCGAUAACAACUCAAAAAUUACACACUUUAAUUAAAAUGUAUUCUACCUCAUCUGGCUCAUCAUCUAAUUCAUCAUCAGACUCUCCAUCCGAUUCAUCGUCAGACUCGUCAUCUGAUUCUGAUUCAGAUACACAAAAUAUAAAGAAAAAAAAACCAGUUGCAGAUGUUUCUGCAAAAUCAUUGGAUGAUCUUAUAGAUAACCUAUUGUCGAACAAUAAAAAGAAAAUAGAUGUUGCUAUGCCUCCAAGAAAAAUUAUUAAAGAGGAUAAAUCAUCUAUAAUGAAAAAAAAUAAGUCGUACGAAGCACAACUUAUACAAGCUGCCGAAGAUAUAGCAAAUGCUUUUAAUAUAAAUAAGGGAGAAACAAAGACACAAUUAUUAAAUAGGUUAUCCAAUAUAUAUAAGGAAGAUUAUAAAAAGAAACAACAUGAAAACUUGAGUAAAAAACAAGACGAGAUCAUAUCAGGAUAUAGAUUUUCUAAAAAAAGCAAACAUAUGGGUAGUAAUGAACAAUGGAGAUACAAAGCUGAUAUUGCUCGUAAGUUUAAAUCUGAUGAUAAAAUAAGUAUUAUCCAGCAAUUACAGAUAGAGGAAAAACGAAAAAAGUAUCAGGCUGAAAGAACUCUAAGGAAAGAAAAACUAAGCAAAAAAGUAACAAUUUUUAAGGACAUAAAAGAGCCUACAACAAGCAUACCAAAAUUAUCCAUGUGGGAAUCCUUAGAAAAAAGAGAACUUGAUUUAAUUCUUUAUCAUUCUCCCAAAAAUAUUUUUCAAGAAAUGAUACAAUGGACUGAAUUAGGAAUAUUAUGGAAAUUUCCUAUUGAUAAUGAAAUUGGAAUGGAAGAAGAAAGUAAUGUGCAUUUCUCUGAACAUGUAUUUCUAGAACGUCAUUUAAAAGGUUGGUGCCCUAAAAGUGGUCCAAUACGUCAUUUUAUGGAACUUGUAUGCGUAGGUCUUUCUAAAAAUCCAUACUUGUCUGUAAAUGAAAAAAUGAAUCACAUUACAUGGUAUAAAGAAUACUUUAAAGAGAAGAAAGAAUUAUUAACAGAAUUAGGUGCAAUUAAUGUUUCAUCCACUAUAAAGGAGCAGACAAAAACUUAGAUUAUAAUAUAUUUAUAUACAUGCAGAGUUGACAUUGUAUAAAAAAGUUAUAAUCAAGUUGAUCACUCAAUAUAUAUUACUUAUUCCUUUUUAAUUAAGGAAUAGUUCUACAAAAUAUUAAAUUAUAACUUAUAUUGUAUAUUAAUACGAAGAAAUCGCACAUCUAACCAUAAAAAAUUGGUUGAUUACAAAAGAAAAAUAUAUAUACAACUAUUUCAAACGAAA